This is a messenger RNA of Adineta steineri, 1314 nucleotides long. NCBI's taxonomy places the organism in Eukaryota, Metazoa, Rotifera, Eurotatoria, Adinetida, Adinetidae. The record is from the annotation of a GenBank genome assembly.
AUGGUUGAUCCUGAUUUAAUAAAUGGUCAUUCAUCCUCGGAACCAUUCUUACCUGAAUUCGAUGUUCGUAAUUCAAGCAAUGUUAUAGAUGUACUUGAAAUUAUAAAAAUUGCUAGAAUUAUUAUAAAGGUUAAUGAUUAUAUAAGCCCAUUAUUUUAUAGAGUAGCUAUAAUACCUAUUAUAAUUGGUACAAUACUUAAUUGUCUUUCUACAUAUUGUUUUGCUAAAAUGUAUAAGCGUAGUUCACAAAAUAUUUAUUUACUUGUCCUAUCAAUAUGUGAUACAAUUAAUUUACAUCUUAAUUUUACUUUACCAUUAUUACGGCAAUAUGAUACAUUUGAUAGUUAUUUUCGUCAUAUGAAUAAAAUUUGUCUUUUCAAUGAUGUAUUAACCGAAUUUUUUUUAAUAUUUCCAGCAUGGAUACUUGUUUUAUUAGCAAUUGAUCGAUUAAUACAUAUAUUAAGUCCAUCAAAACGUCAUUUAUCAAAUUCAAAAAGACAAGCAAAAAUAUCUAUACUUAUCUUAAUGUUAAUUGUCAUAUGUUUAAGUCUAUAUCGUCUAUUCGAUGUGAAAGGUAUUGAUCAAUUUAGUGUAUUUGCUAUUGUAGCAUGUAAUAAUGGUCAAGAUUCAUCAUUUGCACUUCUAAGAUAUAUUAAUUUAAUGAUGUGGACUAUAUUUCCUAUAUGUUUUACAUUAACAAUAAGUUUAAUAAUCAUCUAUCAAAUAAAAAUAUCAACUCAAAAACAUAAUUCAAAUCAUUCUACUGCUCAUUGUACAUUAAAAUGUAAUCAAUCAACUAAAAUAACUAUAUUCAUAUCGAUUUUAUUUCCAACAUUUUUUGAUAUACCAACUGCGAUUAUUACUGGUCUUGAAAUAUUUUAUGAAUAUAAGAAAGAACCACUCUAUAUGAUAAUUAUGCAAGUUGCAAAAAAGUUACCGAUGCUUCUCUAUGAAAUAAGUUUAUCCUGUAAAUUUUUUGUUUAUAUUAUAGUAUUUCAACAAUUUAGGAAGGUACUGUAUUUAUUAUUUCACCGUUUGGCUCGUCGUAGACAUUCAUCUGAAUUAGAUCGACACAGUUAUGUAUAUGUAGAUAAUGGUUUCAGACGUCGAACAAUUCGUUUUCGUUCUAAUAAACAAUCAAUUACGUUUUCUGAAAGUCAUAGUAAUUCAUAUACAAGAAGUGUUGAACAGCAUCAAAAUAAUUUUAAUAAUCGUUAUCAAUCAACAAGUAUAUCAAGAAUACAUCAAGAGUAUCCAUCACUGGCUAUAACUGUUGCCGGUUCAAAUGAAGAUCUUUUUAUGUCAUCAUCAUAA